Ananas comosus (pineapple) is the source of this 2813-nucleotide messenger RNA. RefSeq names its product cysteine-rich receptor-like protein kinase 2. Gene Ontology annotation, molecular function: ATP binding; protein kinase activity. Gene Ontology annotation, biological process: protein phosphorylation. The coding region runs from base 665 to 2617 and encodes 650 amino acids. The record is from RefSeq and is a predicted model, not a curated record. The transcript is spliced from 8 exons. NCBI's taxonomy places the organism in Eukaryota, Viridiplantae, Streptophyta, Magnoliopsida, Poales, Bromeliaceae.
UCUCCUCUCCUUAUAUAUAUAUAUAUAUAUAUAUAUAUAUAUAUAUAUAUAUAUAUAUAUAUAGCCCACCAUACUUUACUAGUUUUUAUAACACUGCUAAAAUCCUUUGCGAGCCACAGCUUAAAAGCUGCUCCUUCAUGAUUGGACUGUUCCAUUUCCUGGGUUAAUUGGAUGCUUCUGAUAUGCACUCUCCCCUUGUUUUGCUUCUGGGAGUUGUGGUAGAUGGGUUUGUGCUGUGGAAGCAAAUUAUCUAAUCUCUGAUCAAAGUUUCUGAUCUGUUAUGUGGAAGAUGAAAUGAGCUCUCUUUGAUUUCCAGAGAAUAUCAUCAUAAAAGAAUCAAAUAAGUUAUGUCCUUGAGUUUCAUUCCUCUUUAGUUUCAACUUUGUGGAGAUCUUGCAAUUCAAGUUCACACGCUUCUUAGAUUUAUCCAAGAAUGAGGUACAUGGACAGAAACGGUUUCCGGGUGUGCGAUUUUCAACUUAUCUAAUCUUUGAUCAAAGUUACUGGUCUGUUAUAUGUAGCUGAAAUGAAUCUCUUCGAUUUACAGAGAAUAUUAUCAUGACAGAAUCAAAGAAGUUACUUCCUUGAGUUUCAUUCCUCUUUAGUUUUAACUUUGUGGGGCUCUUGCAAUUCAAGUUCACACACUUCUUAGAUUUAUCCAAGAAUGAGGUACACGGACAGAAACGGUUUCCGGGUGUGCGAUUUUGGGGCUCUGCUUGUCAUCUUAACAUGUUCAUGCUUUCUGAGGACUGCUUCUGGAGACCCGCGAACGGCCUCCGCCGGUCAGUUCUGCGGCAACAGUUCGUCGCUCUCCGGUUCUGUCUUCGCCAUCAAUUUUGUGCCUGCCAUGGACAAUCUGAGCUCCGCAGUUACGAGCAACGGAUAUGGAACGGCAGUGAUGGGGCAAGCCCCGAAUGCUGUCUUCGGACUUGGCCAAUGCAUGGAGGACCUGAAUCCGACAGACUGUAAGCUUUGCUUCUCGGAGAUUCGGUCUCUGUUACCGAAGUGUUACCCUAACACCACUGGUAGGUUGUAUCUUGAUGGAUGCUUCGGAAGAUACGCGAAUUACUCGUUCUUUAACGACGCAAUUGACUCACUGGAUCAGAGUGUUUGUACUACCGGAAAUAACAGCGCGAGUCCGAACGAUUUUGGUAAAGCCGUGGGAGCAGUGAUCGGCAACGUGACCACAGAAGCGAUUCGGAGCAACAAGGGGUAUGCGGUCGCGUCUGCGUCGGUUGCGAAUACGUCAGCUUACGCGCUUGCUCAGUGUUGGCAGAAUCUGAGUCAGUCUCUGUGCAGCACUUGCCUGAAUGCCGCAGCGUCCUCGAUUGUGUCGUGCCUGCCGGCCGUGGAGGGCCGUGCGCUCUUCGCCGGUUGCUACAUGAGAUACUCGACGAAGCUCUUCUGGAAUGUAUACCCAAAUGGAUCAGGCUCUUCAGGAACCAACAAUGUUGUUUGGAUAGUAGUGGGUUCUGUCCUCGGCGUUCUUUUCCUUAUUUUUGUGAUUUUGGCGUCGAAGAAAGCAUUUCUCUGGAGAAAAGCAAAAGCUUUGAGAGAUAUGUACAAGGCGGGAAUUCCUGCAGCGAUUUCUCAAUCUAGUUUAACUUUCAAGUACGAAGAUCUAAGAAAAGCUUCAGGCAACUUUAGCGUGUCGAACAAACUUGGUCAAGGGAGCUAUGGGACAGUAUAUAAAGCCGUUCAUCCUGACGGAAAAGAAGUUGCUGUAAAGAGGCUGUUUCUGAAUACAAGACAGUGGGUUGAUCAGUUCUUCAAUGAAGUUAAUCUGAUAAGUCAAGUUCGGCACAAAAAUCUGGUUAAGUUGUUGGGCUGUAGUGUCGACGGCCCCGAGAGCUUGCUUGUGUACGAGUACUACGCUAAUCGAAGCCUCGAUCUGUUUUUAUUUGAUGCAAAUCAUGAAAAGAAUUUAGGGUGGGAGCAGAGGAUUGAUAUCGUUCAAGGCGUCGCGGAAGGACUUUCGUACCUGCAUGAGGAGUCGGAGACCCGCAUCAUCCACCGAGACAUAAAGGCCAGCAACAUUCUCUUGGACGACAAAUUCAAGCCCAAAAUAACAGAUUUUGGCCUCGCCAGAGCUUUCUCCGAGGAGAAGACACAUCUUACUACCGGAGUCGCCGGAACACUGGGUUAUUUGGCACCUGAAUAUGUAGUGCAUGGACAUCUCACGGAGAAGGCCGAUGUAUACAGCUACGGUGUGCUGGUUCUUGAAGUCGUGACGGGGAAAAGAUGCGGAGGUUCAAUAGGAUCACGCGCAGGGCAUCUGCUUUUGUCAAAGGUAUGGAACCAUUACAAGAACAAUACGAUAGAGGAGAUCGUGGACGAGGGAAUCUACGAGGAGAGCGCAAAGGAGGACAUAAUGCAUCUCAUCCAGAUUGGUCUAUUAUGCACGCAAGCCAACCCGGGAGACCGGCCCACGAUGGCGAAGGUGGUGGAGCUGCUGAGAAAGCGGCGGCACGACUGGGAGCUUAUAUUAAACGACCCGCCGUUUUUUGACGUCGAAACCGCUGAAGAUGUUGACGACGCGGACGUCUCGCGGCUGUUGUCCACAAGCUCUGCUCCAAAUAUCUCCAGAUCAUCUCUGUCUCAGUUUGGUGGAAGAUAGAAACAGAAAACCGUGCUCCGAGUUUUACAGUACAUAUCGCGGAUUGAGCUAGUUAAUUGUGUUGCUUUAUUUUUCACUUAACUCCAUCAAGGCAUGCAUUUCACAUGAAUACAUAUAUACAAACUGGAUUUGAUGUAAAUUCUUUGCUUGCUGGUCCAGAUAAAGAGAAACUGAAUAAGUGCGGGUAAUUCGUGUA